Messenger RNA from Acanthamoeba castellanii str. Neff, 1767 nucleotides. Its product is annotated as protein kinase domain containing protein. Lineage: Eukaryota; Discosea; Longamoebia; Acanthamoebidae. Gene Ontology annotation, biological process: microtubule cytoskeleton organization; intracellular signal transduction; protein phosphorylation. Gene Ontology annotation, cellular component: cytoplasm. The record is from RefSeq and is a predicted model, not a curated record. Gene Ontology annotation, molecular function: ATP binding; tau-protein kinase activity; protein serine/threonine kinase activity. The transcript has 9 exons. Bases 1 to 1767 code for a protein of 588 amino acids.
AUGGAUCAUCAAAUAAGCAGCGUUGGCCCGUACAUCCUUGGACGCACCCUCGGAAGAGGCGCUACAGGCAAGGUGAAGCUGGCCUAUCACCGGGAGAACGGAGAACGAGUAGCGGUGAAAAUCGUGACCAAGGAGUUUCUGUUCAGCAGCCCCAACAUGCGCCGCAAGGUGGAGCGCGAGAUCGCCAUCAUGAAGCUGCUCGACAACCCCCACGUGCUCUCGCUGCUCGAUGUCUACGAAACCACCAACUUUCUGGUGUUAGAGCAUGUGGAGGGCGGAGAGCUAUUCGACUACCUUGUGAAACGCGGCAGUCUGCCGCUACCGGAGGCCAUGACCUUUUUCCUUCAAAUCCUGCAGGGCGUUGAGUACUGCCACGCCCACUUUAUCUGCCAUCGAGACCUGAAACCAGAGAAUCUGCUGUUGGAUGCCAACAAGAACGUUAAGAUUGCGGACUGGGGCAUGGCCUCUCUCAUGAGAAAUGGCGCCCUGCUCGAGACUAGCUGCGGGUCCCCGCACUACGCCAGCCCGGAGGUCAUCAUGGGCAAGAAGUACGACGGACGCUGUGCCGAUAUCUGGAGUCUGGGCGUCAUUCUCUAUGCUCUCGGAAAGCUGCCGUUUGACGACGAGAACAUGCAUCUGCUGCUGGGCAAGGUGAAGAGCGGCUACUUCGCGAUGCCGCAGUGGCUGCCGAGCGAUGUCAAGGACCUGCUGCAGCGGAUGCUCACCGUCGACCCCGCCAAACGAAUCAUGCUUCACCAGAUAUUCACGCACCCGGCCCUCACCCACGCCUCCCAAGACUACGUGGGGCCCACCUCCCUGCCCCUCGAGCAAAAGAUCGCACGCCCGCUCGAUGACGAACCGCUGGACGAUGAGAUUCUGCGCAGUUUGCAUUCGCUCGGAUGGGACAACAGGGAAGAGCUGCACCGUGCGCUGCUCUCCUCGGAGCCAACCGUCGAGAAGGCCUAUUACCGCCUCCUCAGCAAGCGAAAGCGCCGCCGCACCAAGGGCCGGCGCUCGGGCGGUGGCCACGUCCAGAAGAUGGACAUGGAGUCGUACGAGAUGCUGCCAUCGGCCUCCAUGCCCAUUCCAGCGUCGCAGGCGCGACGCACCACAGCACCGAUGCCGAUUCGCUCGAGCCCUCGCUCCAUCCCGGUGGCCGCGCAGUCGCGGUCGGCAAGUGGCCACAACAACAGCGUGACCGCCGCUUCGGCUGGCAGCGUGCCCUCGGCAGACCCCAUUAUGGCGGCCAACAACUCGCCCGUGCUCGGCUCGACACCCAAGAAGACGUGGUUCGCCAGCUUCUUCGGAUCAUACAAGAACCAACAGCAACCGCCGGUCGGCAGCUUCCCCUCUUCCUCGUUCGGCACUCCCGGAAGCUUCGGCGGCUUCAACGGCUCGGGCAGUUUCUUGACGGCGGCCGCCAUCGCAGGAGCAGAUGGUGCGGCGGCAUCGCCGUUCGCAUCGCCCUCGCCCUCGCCAUCGGGCGCGUCGGUACCCUACACCGUGCGAAGCACCCGACCAGCGGCGGAGCUCGUCAACCUCCUCCGGCAGGCGCUCAAGGAGCAGCAGGUCGUGUUCAGCAGCUCGGCCAACCACACCUUCCACGCCAAAUACGACGCCUUGGACGCGGCGUGUGCGGUAUCGCUGACGGUGGAGCUGCGAGCGCACGACGACGUGACCUACGUCCACUUCACGCGCCGCUCGGGUGACCGCCUGACCUUCCAGACCCUCGUCGACUCCCUCGUCGCGUCCAUGAACCUCCUCUGA